Molecule: messenger RNA, 1633 nt
Organism: Spodoptera littoralis (African cotton leafworm)
Lineage: Eukaryota; Metazoa; Arthropoda; Insecta; Lepidoptera; Noctuidae
Source: the annotation of a GenBank genome assembly
GUUCCUUUUACGCACGAGUUCCCAUGCUCGUACGUCUUGCAACUGGUGUCUAAGAAAUCAAGGUAACUAAAAAAUAAGGUUUGAACUGUCAUCUAUAACUCAAAAAGCAAUCAAUUCUGGGAGAAGAUUAAUUUCUUGUUUCUACGAUUUUUAGUCACUAUUUGUAUAUGAACGAAACAAAUCAAAGUGAAGCGUUUAUACUUUGGGCAUGUACGAUGUGGGCAACUACGAGGAGCGUGCGGGGUCCCGCGCCUGGCGCCCCAUGCCGCCACAGUUCGUCACCUUCGUACCGUACGCGUGUGGGCAACUCGAGGCAUCUUUCGAAGUCAGAGUCAACGUCGAAUGCCAAGGCCAAUACUAUGGAGUAGAUGAUAAAAAGAAGAAUAAACGGCUGUCUCAGCGUCGCCUCGGCGCAUACAGCACGCGGCGCGCGCUGGUGGUGCCGUCGGGCUCCGUGCUGGCAGUGGCCCGCGCGCCCACCGCCGCCAACCUGGUGCUGGACGACGGCGUGGUGCUGGUACACGCCGUCAUGGACUCGGCCGAGAACCUGGUGGAGAUCGCGUUCCGGCGCUGCGUUACUAUCCCGCGCAUGCUCAUUCAGGUCAUAGGCUGGAGUGUGCCUCACCACGAAUUCUUGUCCAGACUGACAAUCCGCUGGGCAGCACUAGAUGCAAUCGCAUUGUAUGAAUUCUCAAAGUUCUUGAGCAACGUGAAUCUCACCGAGAUUUGUCUAGACGACUCGCCCGUGAAGGGGCGCAACUACGAGGUGCUCCUGGCCAGCCCUAACCACUUGCGCUAUCUGUCGCUGGCGCGCUGCAACCUGGACGACGAGGACACGGCGCGGCUGGCCAUGCACCUGCAGUACCCGCGGCCCGCCGCCAGCACGCUGGCCGUGCUGCUGCUGGCCGCCAACCGCGUCGGGGACGCCGGCGCCGCCGCGCUGGCCGACGCGCUGCGCAGUAACCGCACCCUGCGGUGCCUCAAUCUAUCGGGCAACGUCAUCUCCGACGUGGGAGCCAUUAGUAUAUUUGACACUCUCACGGAAUUUCCUUUGACGACCGACGAAAUUAUUAAAAAGAGAUUACGGUUCCUCGAAUAUCUAAAAUUGAAGAGCGAAGUGUACGAUAAAUGUGUGAGACAGUUGAUUCUGGAAAGAAAUCACGACGAAGCCCGGGCGAUGAGGCGGCGGCCGACAAUGCAAGCCCCGCAGAGGAGGAUCAGCGUGAAGGCGUCGCAAUUCAGCAACGCCUUGUACCAGAAAGCGGAGACCUUGGCAAACGAUCUAGUGGGCAUGUUCACAGACCCCUUCAGUGUCGAGCAGACGGUGACGCGCAGCGACCACACGUACUGCAUCGGCAACACCAGCCUGUGCUGGCUCAACCUGUCCUACAACAACCUGGAGUACUCCAGCCUGGGCGCGCUGUACGAGGCCCUGGUGCACCAGCAGUGGCUGGGCCCGCGCGCCGCGCCCGGCCUGCUGCGGGUCAACGUCGACGGGAACCGCCUGCCCGUAGACUGCGACCAAUUGUUUCUCAUUGAAGAUUUAUUGGAUAAGGCUCGGUGCUCGAAAAGUAGGCAAAUUAAACACGUUGUCGAAAAGCUCCGCCCCGGUCGUGUUCGAUCUUCCAGUUAG